Molecule: messenger RNA, 1818 nt
Organism: Wyeomyia smithii (pitcher-plant mosquito)
Lineage: Eukaryota; Metazoa; Arthropoda; Insecta; Diptera; Culicidae
Exons: 3
Coding region: 475-1650 (391 amino acids)
Molecular function (GO): oxidoreductase activity, acting on the aldehyde or oxo group of donors, NAD or NADP as acceptor
Source: RefSeq, a predicted model, not a curated record
AGAAAACAAAAUAAUCGCGCAAUUUUGUCUGCGAGUCUGCGACUUCGUGUACAAUCUGUUCAAUACGUAGCUUCACGUCCAUUCAGUAAUCUACUUUUAUCGAAAACUCGGCUUAACAUUCCUUUAUAGUCGUUAAAUCACGUUACUAGCUGUUAAGGAUUAUUGUUCAUUAGUUGUUUAUACAUUAACUCGUUAUUUUGGAUAUUUAACCUGUUUUUUUUUAAAUUGCAAGUGCCUUUGACGCCGCACGAUGGGUUCCAACAUUGAAAGCGCUGAUUAGCAGCAUACUAAUUAAAAAAGUAAUAUGUUUUUAGUCCUAUAAAAUAAAAUAUCGCACAAAGCGCUGUUUAUCGCGUUAAUAGCGAAGCCACCCUGUAUGAAUUCGUUUCGGAACAGAAGAACGCACUGGCUGCCUCGAUUGCUGGCAUCCCACUGGAGGAAGCAGCUUAUCAGAUUGAUCUGGCACUGAACUUCAUGAAAUACUAUAUGGAACAGGAGGACGACGGACUGCUAGACGAACCAGCCUCCGUGCAUCGCUUAGUUGUUGACACGCGCAAAUCGGUGUUCGAGAUUCUGCUGGAUGUGCACUCGGCUAUGCGUUCCACGUGCGUUGGCUUUAGUCUUUAUUUUGCGGGUGCUGACAGCUCGAAAAAUGCUUUUAUACGUAAACUGUUGGAGUUUAGUAAUUUCGAUACGGGAGCAGCAGACCUGAACAUUCCAGAUCUUACUAUAGAUGUCUCCUUCUGUACGAUGGUUGUUUUUGAUUCCAGUGAUCUGGAGUCAGUUACUGAUGUAGUAGCCAAGGCGUGGGUGAAUUGCUCCGUUCCUUGGACCAUUAGGAGCAUUAUUGUUCAGGAAACUGUCCAGGAGAAGUUUAUCCAACUGUUGGAGAGUAAACUUAAACCAUUUACCGAUAAUGUGCCAUUUGAGAAAGAACUUCGCACUACCGUCAAUAAGGCGUCUCAAACUGGACUGAGAUUAAUUCAAAAUUCGAAAGACAAUCGAGACUUGAAACCAACCCUAGUGUAUGGUUCAAGUGUAGAUUUUCUCUUGGAGAAGGAUAGUAAUGAACCUAGUCCUGUUGUGGUAAUGAAUGUUUUUAGAACGGCAAAGGAGGCGAUCAAUCUCGCAAACAAAGACAACGGUGGAUCUGUGUCACUCUGGACUGAGGAACUUUCGUUGGCUUUGGAGACUGCGUAUGCGGUGGCUGCCCAAAGUGUUUGGGUUAAUUCGCAUGCUGUUUUCAAUCCGGCUUUUCCGUAUACAUUCCGUAGUAAUGAUUACUGUUACGGAUCUCGGUAUGCCGUAUGUGAGAAGAAAGUUAAAACACUGUUCGUACCUACGGCAGAGAAUCCUACUAACGCGGUAGAAAAGAACAAACAAGCGAUUAGCGCACUGGGAAUCAUCCCUAGUGAAGUAGCCGAGCAACGAUUUUCGUUUGUAAGGAAUGAGAAAAACGUCCACUAUGAAAUGAUCAGUAUGCCGUAUAAGAUUGAUAACUACAAUGCCAGUAAUCGUCUCCAGAUUGUGGAAAAUUUCUGGAACAUGUUUCUCACAAUUGAUACCGCCGAUCGUAACUUGGUACUGGAUACCGUUCACAAUCAGCGCAAAACUGUUGUCAUUCCAUACGGAGUUAGCUUCGCUAACUGAUACUAAUUUUCAGAUUAUUGCAUGUUGAGAUUAAUUCGCUUGAAUAAACUCUAUCGUUAUGCUUUUUAUGCGCAGCAAAAUAAAAUAACCAUAUCUAUAGGUGAAAUAUACCGAAACACGGUUCGUUUGGAUGGAAUUAUCAAAUUGGAAUAAGCAUUGUCAUCUUCA